AUGGCCGACCUUUCGUUAGGUCCCCUGCGAAUCGCCAAUCCAGAUGAUGCAUCACCAGAUACUGCAUUGCAGCCUCACCCUGCAACCUCUUUCCCACGAGUCUCCCCACUUGUCGAUGUCCAGGGCCGGCCUGACGACUAUCUGACCUCUGUUCCUCAGCGGACCGACAGCCCUGUCUCACCCAUCGAGAGUCUCCCAGAAGAUGGGUCGACUUCCGCUGCGAUGUCCUCUACUCCCUCCUUUCCCCAAAAUGGUCGCCCAUUCGAUCGGUCUCAACCCAGACAGACGCUGCCCUACUCCUAUCAAGACCAACAGCAAUCGCAAUUUCCUCAAUAUCCCGCCAUGGUCCCGCAGAACCUCCACGAUCCGCGACAGAUUGCUUCUCGGCCGGGCUCAACAUACUACACACAGAUGCCUGUGAAUGGUGUCAAUGGCAAUAAUUUGUCACGCCAAGGUUCCUAUCGCGUCCGCAGUGAUGGCUCUGUGUCUACGGGCUUUCCCCAGAGAUCAUCAUCAAAACGUUCCGGCAUUGGAGAUGUAGCUGGUGUUCCCUCACGAGACGAUAGUCACACUGAGCGGUCCUAUGGUUCGGGUCAAUAUACCUUCGGGAAUGCUCCAUUACCUCCUAGAAGGAGCUCGAGAGGGCUAGCUGGCGGACGGAUGGGUAAUACCCCUGUGGGAAGUACCCCUCUCUCCACCACACCCAAAUCAAUCCAGACACCGUUAUCGGGCUCGCCGUAUAACUUGGAAGAUCGUCCCUUGGCCAGUGCCGACGACUGGCAGGAAAGAGGCGCCGCUGUCGGAGUCAAGCGAGAAUAUGAUGCUGAAGGUCGGCAGGUCUUGAAGGCUGUCAAGAAGGGUGUGAAGGAUUUCAACUUCGGUCAAACACUGGGCGAAGGGUCAUACAGUACUGUUCUCGCAGCUCAGGAUCGACAGAGUGGGAAGGACUAUGCGAUCAAAGUUCUGGACAAACGACACAUCAUCAAAGAGAAAAAGGUCAAAUACGUUAACAUCGAAAAGGACACUCUCAAUCGGCUAACUGAUCAUCCUGGAGUGGUCAGGCUCUACUAUACCUUCCAGGACGAGCGAUCACUAUAUUUUGUUCUCGACUUGUGCCCAGGUGGUGAAUUACUAGGUGUUUUGAAAAGGAUGUCGACAUUUGACGAAGAGUGUACGCGGUUCUACGCAGCGCAAAUCCUUGAUACCAUUGAAUAUAUGCACAGCCGUGGCGUGAUACAUCGAGAUUUGAAGCCUGAAAACCUGUUGCUUGAUGAGAACCGGCAUAUCAAAGUGACGGACUUUGGAACAGCCAAAAUACUACCAGAAUGGAGAGACGAAGACGGAAGGGUUGGUGGAUUCGAGUCCGAUUCGACUUCGUCAGAGAACAGGGCCAAUUCAUUCGUUGGAACGGCCGAAUACGUCAGUCCAGAGUUGUUGACAGACAAAUGCGCCUGCAAAGCCAGUGAUUUAUGGGCAUUCGGUUGCAUUGUCUACCAACUCUUGGCGGGACGGCCACCAUUCAAGGCUGUGAAUGAUUACCACACCUUCCAGAAGAUUGUUGGACUCGACUAUGAAUUUCCACGAGGAUUUCCUGAGGUGGCAAAGGAUCUCGUUGAGCGACUACUGGUACUGGACCCUCAACGAAGACUGCCCAUAGAACAUGCGAAAAACCACCAAUUCUUCCAGGGUAUCCAGUGGGGUCGUGGUCUGUGGCAGCAAGCAGCUCCUCGACUAAAGGCAUAUGCACCGCCACCAGCACCACCCAUCAAACUCAAUGGUGAUGGUGUGCAGGACACCUAUCCUCCUGACAUCGGACCUGGCCACAGUACACAUCCGACAAUGCUGCCUCCUAGCAAUCAAAAACCGAAGCCGAGGGUGAUUACGGAACUGCCGCCUCCUAGCCAGCUUGAUAUCGAAUGGUCUCCGGUACUGACGAGGAAUAACGAGAGGAUCUUGAAACUCGGGAAUCUGUUGGUAGUAUCGUCACCGAAUCCUCACAGUCCACAUGGAAAUGAAGGCGGAGGGAAACUGUCUCGCUUGUUUGGAGGGAGUGCCACGAAAAAGAGACAGAGAUUGGUCAUGGUGACAUCGAGCGCCCGCAUCAUCAUUGCGGCAGCCGGAGGCGAGGAAAAAAAAUCGAAAUCGGAGAUUUCACUGCUUUCACCUGACAUUGACAUUUCUAGUGCGACCGAUGUCAAGGGUGUCACCCAAUGGAUUGUGAACACUCGAGACAAGCACUAUGUUUUUGAGGACCCGAAGCCCUCGUCUGGAGAACAAAUGGCCUCCGCGACAUCGGCACAAGAAUGGCUGGAUACCCUUGUGCGAGCACGCGAGAUUGCCAUUUCAUUCCAAACACAGCAUUCCAACAACAACUACUCGACGGACGAUUCACUUAACAUAUCGUCCUCGGCACUGUCAAGCCAUGCGAGCACAGUUGACCAUGCGACCGACCUGAAUCCGCCGUCAGGUAGCCACGGGCAUAGUGGGCGAGGGAUCUUACACAAGCAACAUUCCGGAGGGGAUGCUGAAUCACUCAAAGGAAGAAAACGAUUCAGCAAAAGACAGUCCAAGAGUGGCCUGACGGCGGUGUUCUGA
Molecule: messenger RNA, 2595 nt
Organism: Exophiala aquamarina CBS 119918
Lineage: Eukaryota; Fungi; Ascomycota; Eurotiomycetes; Chaetothyriales; Herpotrichiellaceae
Product: AGC/PDK1 protein kinase
Exons: 2
Coding region: 1-2595 (864 amino acids)
Biological process (GO): peptidyl-serine phosphorylation; intracellular signal transduction
Molecular function (GO): ATP binding; protein serine/threonine kinase activity
Source: RefSeq, a predicted model, not a curated record